This is a messenger RNA of Zalophus californianus (California sea lion), 1779 nucleotides long. RefSeq names its product arginase 2 (gene ARG2). Gene Ontology annotation, molecular function: arginase activity; manganese ion binding. The transcript has 8 exons. Lineage: Eukaryota; Metazoa; Chordata; Mammalia; Carnivora; Otariidae. The record is from RefSeq and is a predicted model, not a curated record. Gene Ontology annotation, cellular component: cytoplasm; mitochondrion. Bases 621 to 1523 code for a protein of 300 amino acids.
CUCCUCUUUAGAAAGGUCAAUCUGGUGACCCACAGUAGCUGCUCAAGAAACAGGUUUUGCGGUAGUCUAGGAGAGCCUGAAUCAAAGAAAAUACAGUCAAGGACAAAAAAAUUGGAUGUGGUGAUGGACAAGAAAAAGAUACCAAGAUAAUUCCAAGGAUCUGAACAAGUGUGUAUCAGUAUCAGUGACUGAAUCCCUGACCACACCCCUACUGCUCCCUACAGCUCCCGACCCUGGAGAGAUUGUUAAAAUUUAGGUUGCUGGUGCUCCACCCCAAGAGUUCCUGAGUCAGUAAAUUUGAGGGUAGAGCCUAAUAAUUUCCAUUUGACAAGUAUGCAAAGGCUGGUGCUGCUGGCGAGAGGACCACACUUUUAGAACUACUGCCUUACAGUAACUGCUUAUUUUGCUAAAGCUUCAGACAUGUCUUUGUUAGACCAGCAGGGGGAGACAGGUGUAAAAUUUAUCCUCUAAAAAUAAACUGCCGUAUAAUACUAAAGCUCCUUGGAGUUAUGAUGUUGCCCUGAAGACUUCUGAGCUAUUUUGGAGAGCAGCAUGUAAGUUGGCAUCAGAAAAGAAAAGGAGUGGAGUAUGGUCCUGCUGCCAUUAGAGAAGCUGGCUUGAUGAAAAGACUCUCCAAUUUGGGCUGCCGCCUAAAAGAUUUUGGAGAUUUGAGUUUUACUCCAGUCCCUAAAGAUGAUCUGUACAACAACCUGAUAGUGAAUCCUCGCUCAGUGGGCCUUGCCAACCAGGAACUGGCUGAGGUGGUUAGCAGAGCCGUGUCAAGUGGCUACAGCUGUGUCACAGUGGGAGGUGACCACAGCCUGGCAAUCGGAACCAUUAGUGGCCACGCCCGGCACUGCCCAGACCUUUGUGUGAUCUGGGUUGAUGCCCAUGCUGACAUCAAUACACCCCUCACCACUGCAUCUGGAAAUCUCCAUGGACAGCCAGUUUCAUUUCUCCUCAGAGAACUACAGGACAAGGUACCACAACUCCCAGGAUUUUCCUGGAUCAAACCUUGUAUCUCUUCCCCAAGUAUUGUGUAUAUUGGUCUAAGAGAUGUGGACCCUCCUGAACAUUUUAUUUUAAAGAAUUAUGAUAUCCAGUAUUUUUCCAUGAGAGACAUAGAUCGACUUGGUAUUCAGAAGGUCAUGGAACAGACAUUUGAUCUGCUAAUUGGCAAAAGACAAAGGCCAAUCCAUCUGAGUUUUGAUAUUGAUGCAUUUGACCCUACCCUGGCUCCAGCCACCGGAACCCCUGUUGCAGGGGGACUGACCUAUCGAGAAGGCAUGUAUAUCACUGAGGAAAUACAUAAUACAGGGCUGUUGUCAGCACUGGAUCUUGUUGAAGUCAAUCCUCAGCUGGCUGCUUCAGAGGAAGAGGCCAAGGCUACAGCUAGCCUGGCAGUGGAUGUGAUUGCUUCAAGUUUUGGGCAGACAAGGGAGGGAGGGCACAUUGUCUAUGACCAACUUCCUACUCCCAAUUCACCAGAUGAAUCAGAAAGGGAAGAACGUGUGAGAAUUUAGGAAAUUUUGUGUGCUGACACGUUUGUCACGAAGGACAUUCCAGAAUUAUGAGGCAUUUGAGACACUAAAUGGUCUGGGUCAAUAUUGCCUUAAUGAGAACACUUGCACAUUCUCACAAUUGUAAAGUUUCCUUUCCCUCUCCAUUUUGGUGACCAAUAAUACUACUGUAAAUUUGUGUGUUUUUUGGGAGUUCACAGGGUAUUAAUGUUGGAAUACUAUGUAAAUUUAAAGAAGUCAUAAACAGCAUUUAUUAUUA